UUUUAACUAGUCAUGCCCUCCAUAUAAAAGUUAAAGAUUCAUAUUUGAAAAGCUAAAAUUAUGAAAAACCAAAAAAUUGAAAACACCAAAUUUGUUUCCUUCUUUCUUUUCACAAAAAUACUAAAAUUUCCCUCCUUCUUUCUCCUUCCAUACAUUAGAAAAAAUCAAUUUUCCCUCCUCUUUCUCUUCCAUAAAAUGGAAAGAACCAAAUUACCCUCUUCUUUCCUUCUACAAAAACUUGAAAAGUCAAAAGUUUCCCUCCUUAUUUCUCUUUCAUAAUCAAAAAAAUCAAAUUUUCCCACUUCUUUCUCUUCCCACAUAUCAAAACCACCAAAAUUCCCACUUGUUUCUUUUCUAAAAAUUCAAAGAACCAAAUUUCACUCUUCUUUCUCUUCCCAAAAACUUGAAUACACCAAAAUUUCCCUCUUCUUUUUAAAAACUUCAAAUUACCAAAUACAUUACUUUACUUUAUUUAUAUUUAAUUGAUAAUUUUAUUGAAUAGUUAAAUUAACCAAAAUUUUAAUUUAUAUAUUGUAUUAAUAUUGUCAUGAUAUCAAGUGACAUUCAUGUUUCAAUUUUUGUAAUUUUCUUAAAAUACGUAAUAUCAAGUGAGAUUCAUAUUUUUAAAAUUUCUUAUACGAAAUGAAAAAAUAAUUUUACUUAAGUUUAGAAUGAAAAACUUUAUUUUGAAAAACUAUGUAUUGUAUAUUUUUAUAAGUAUUCAAGUGGAUUAGAUGAAAUUCGGGUUGAGUCGGUCGGGUUACGGGUUAGUCGGGUUCGGGUCAAUCGGGUUCGGGUUAAUCGGGUUGCGGGUAAGUCGGGUUGCGGGUCAGUCGGGUUCAGGUUAAUCGGGUUGCGGGUUAGUCGGGUUGCGGGUUAGUUGGGUUGCGGGUCAAUCGGGUUGCGGGUCGGGCGGGUUACGGGUUGUUGACUUUUAGUCAAUUCGGGUUGCGGUCGAAUUGCGGGUCGGGUUGAUCCGGCGGGUUAAUCGGAUCGGGCUAUAUUUUUACACCUAUACUUGAGAUUUUGUAUAUGGAAGACAAACAUAAAACACAAAAAUGAAGAUAUAUAACCCCAAAUCUAUUUGUUAGCAUAGUAGUAGGAUAUUGUGGAAUAACGGUAAACAAAAUUUUAUAAGGAAAUGAAAACCACCCUUGGAUGCAACGCAAAAAAAAAAAAAAAAACAAACCUGGCCUAGAAGAAAUCAUUGCGUGCGGAGAACCCCACAUUUCGAUUACACAACACUACAAACUCCCAUUCCAAAACGCAAAAGAUUGGCCAUAAAAAACAAAACAAAAGGUCACGAUGACUCAGUAACGAAGACAAAACAGCAGACCUCACCACAGGGACGGUGGGGAAGCGACCUCUUUAUAACAACCCAUCGAGUGAGAGAAAGAAAUAGGAGGCUGUUCCAUUCAAACAAAGAAGCAGCAAUAAAUAAUAAAUCGCCUUAAAAAUGGGGUGGAGAAAUUAGAAAGGAAAAUAUAAAUUUAUUUAAAGCAAGUAGAAAGGGCAAAAAAUUAUUGGAAAAGCUGAAAUUAAUUCAAGUUUGAGAUCCGCGUUCUGUACAUCACGAAGAAAAGAAAAGGAAAAGGGCCAACCAAACAGCGCUCUCUAUCUAUCCAUCUAUCUCUCUGUUGAGGAAGGAGCGUAACACCGGGCGGAGUAACCGGAGCUUCCACAGCUCCACCAUGGUGGCGCGUAUGAUAAUAACUGUAUACCAGGUUUCCUAGGGCUGAAAUCUAUCUCCACCGCCCGUUCUACCCCGCUUUUAUGGGCCAGUCAAGUUCCACGGCUGCCGUCGUGAGCCGCCGGGACUCCAACCUCAGCCAUCGCUUCAAGUUUAAAUCGUCCUUCUCCUCCUCCUCGCCGAUUAAAGGCGGCGACGACUUCGUCGUCGAAGAUUUCAUGGUCGUCGAAGCGCCUGAUUACAUCUCAGAUCUGCCGGAUGAGUGCUUGGCCGUCAUUUUUCAAUCGCUAAGCUCCGCUGACAGGAAGAGGUCUUCCCUGGUCUGCCGCCGGUGGCUCAUGAUCGAAGGCCAGAGCCGCCACCGUCUCUCUCUCAACGCGGAGGCGGAUCUUCUUCACAGGGUACCGAAGCUGUUCACUCGCUUCGAUUCCGUCACCAAACUCGCCUUAAAAUGCGAGCGCAGAUCCACGAGCAUCGGCGACGAGGCCCUCGCGAUGAUCUCGCUCCGCUGCAGGAACCUCACGCGCCUCAAGCUCCGGUCGUGCCGCGAGAUCACCGACGCCGGGAUGGAAGCCUUCGCCAAGAACUGCAGGUCGUUGAAGAAGCUGUCCUGUGGAUCUUGCAACUUCGGCGCCAAAGGUAUGAACGCCAUCCUUAACAACUGUGCAUCUCUGGAAGAACUGUCCGUGAAGCGGCUCCGCGGAAUCACCGACGGAGCUGCGGCGGAGCCGAUUGGCCCCGGUUUGGCCGCGUCUUCCCUCAAAACGAUUUGCUUAAAGGAGCUAUACAACGGACAGUGUUUUGGUCCGCUUAUAAUCGGGUCAAAGAAUCUUAGAACCUUGAAGCUUUUCAGAUGCUCUGGGGAUUGGGAUAAGGUUCUGCGGGUGAUUCCCGAUCGGGUUUCCGGGUUGGUCGAGAUCCAUCUCGAGAGGCUGCAGGUUAGUGACGCUGGUCUGACGGCAUUAUCUACUUGCCUCAGUUUGGAAAUCCUGCACCUGGUUAAAACCCCAGAGUGCACGAAUUUCGGCUUGACAUUAGUUGCAGAGCAGUGCAAGCUCUUGAGGAAGCUUCACAUUGAUGGAUGGAAGGCCAACCAUAUCGGCGACGAUGGAUUGAUAGCAGUUGCUAAACACUGCCCUAACCUGCAAGAAUUGGUUCUCAUUGGAGUCAAUCCCACCAAGAUCAGUCUAGAAACCCUAGCUUCCAACUGCCAAAACCUAGAGCGACUGGCUUUGUGCGGGAGUGAUACUGUUGGUGAUGCAGAGAUCUCCUGCAUUGCAGCGAAAUGCGUGGCACUGAAGAAGCUCUGCAUCAAGAGUUGCCUUGUGUCCGACGAAGGGAUGAAAGCCCUUGCGACUGGGUGCCCCAACUUGGUGAAAGUGAAGGUGAAGAAGUGCAGAGGGGUGACCUGUGAUGGUGCAGAAUGGUUGAGAGCGAGUAGAGGAUCACUAGCGGUCAAUUUGGACAGCGGGGAAGUGGAGCUUCCAGAUGCAAAUGCUAGUGAUGGCGGUGGUGGUGGGGUACAGGAUAAUGGGGUUGAGUUUGCUCCUCAAGCAGGGCUGAAUCAAAUGCCGCCUGUAGCACCUUCGAUUGCUGGUGGAUCAAGGAGUACCGCGCGUUCAACUUCAUUCAAAGCGAGAUUAGGGCUAUUGAAUGGAAGGGGUAUAGUGGCAUGCACUUUGAGAAGAUGGUCUAGUGGCAAUGGCGGGUCUCAAAGCUAAUGCAAUGUCUCUUGAGACGGAAGUUUCAGAACAUCACGAGCAAGCGACUUAGUGAACUGUUGACAUGCUUGUGCUUUUUUUCUUUUCCUUCUCCUUUUUAAUAUAUGUUUUUCGUUUCGUAUCAUCUGAUUCUAUCCUAUCUUUUGGGUAUGUAAGCCGAAACUGGAAACUGUGUUGCUGUUUCAUUGUGUUCGUAAUUGAAUCUCGAUUUACUGUCAAACGAGAAGCGAUACAAAGCUAACAGCAAGCUUUCAACUUGUUUUAAGGGUUCUGUUUAUGAUUUUAUUUUACCCUAAUGAGUAUGUGGCAAGGCUCCCUGAGUGCUGUUAAUGACUUCUUCAUGUCCAUAAAUCAUCUGCUUGAAUUGGUCCGCAGUGAGACCCAAGAUGGAAGCGUAAGGGAGAAGUUUUGGCCAUGUGGGGGGAGCUUUGUAGAAAGGUGAAAAGUGGACAAAGAAAGAAAGUGGGGAUCUUCGUUUUCCUUCAGCUUUUGCCAGGUAAUGUAUUGUACAAGUAAGGCAGACCCUUGUUUAUGUGUUGAAGAGAAUAGUUCUCCAUUGAAUCUUCUUUUUUCCUAUUGUGGCACGGCGGAGCAAUUUGGCUUUGCUCUUGAAUUGGAUUUUAUGCAACGAUGUAUAAGCAAUUAGGCACAUGUUUAUGACUUCUCACUCGUUCGAUCGAGAAUUGGGUAACUGUGUUGCGUGCAGUAUGAUGGUAAAUUAGACUGCUAAGGGAGCAUAAACACGGUCUUCUGGCCUUUCGAAAGUGUCUGAAAACAGGAAAAGAUGGUUGUGUGGCAAAUGUGAGUGAUUCUGUUAGCAUUUUAGGCUCAACUUAUUAGAGUUAGGUAGACCUGCUGGGGAAUAGUUAUUGGUAAGCUGCCGUGUCGUCCAACAUCCUAUUGCUUUCAUUGAUCUUUAAAUUUGGGUUGCUCAAAUCGAAUCAAAUUCAACUGGGGCUUUUUAACCUCUUGUUAGGCAGAUUGCCCCUAUCAACAAGACCUGUUCAAAUUUAUUAAGAGGGGACUGCAACAAAAGAUUCAACAUUCA
Messenger RNA from Linum trigynum, 4459 nucleotides. The record is from the annotation of a GenBank genome assembly. NCBI's taxonomy places the organism in Eukaryota, Viridiplantae, Streptophyta, Magnoliopsida, Malpighiales, Linaceae.